Messenger RNA from Spirodela intermedia, 2355 nucleotides. Lineage: Eukaryota; Viridiplantae; Streptophyta; Magnoliopsida; Alismatales; Araceae. The record is from the annotation of a GenBank genome assembly.
AUGGUGGCGAGUAUGGGGCUGGCGGGGGAUACGUCGAUGACGAAGGUUUUCGUCGGGGGGUUGGCGUGGGAGACGCAGAAGGAGUCGCUGAGGGAACACUUCGACAGGUACGGAGAGAUCCUGGAGGCUGUGAUCAUCUUCGACAAGGCUACAGGCAGAUCCAAGGGCUAUGGUUUCGUAAGUCUCUCCUAUCUCUACGAGAUCGCUCAAUCAGCGGCAUCGUUAUUGAUUUACAGCGAGACAGAGAGAGAUAGAGAGAGAGAGACUCAUGUUCUCACUCCGGAUUUCCAAUUUUCUGGAAUGUGGGCUUUCCGGUGGCCGCUGCAGGUGACGUUCAAGGAAGCGGAAGCGGCAAAGAAGGCAUGCGAGGAGGCGACGCCAGUAAUCAAUGGGCGGCGGGCCAACUGCAACCUCGCCUCACUGGGGGCGCGUCGCAUCAGAUCCUCAUCCCCCGCAUCUGCCGCCGCCGCCGCCGUCUCACAGCCCCAGCAAGGUAUCCAUAUCCCCUCCACUCCCUCUUUGGUCUCCGGAAUUUGCCGCGUUUCAACCGGUAACGCCAUCGCCGCCUCCAUCACUAGGUCUGGUGGCGCCGAAAUCCAGGGUGAUGACCCCCCCGCCGCUGCCGGCCAGCGCCGCCGUACCGCUGUACUACCCCUACGCAGCGCCGCCAUUCCAGCAUCACUAUCACGGCAUUCCUUACUACGUCUCUUACGGGUACGUGAAGAACUGUCCCUGCCUCACACUCUUCUUCUCCUGGUCAACGUGAUCUCGCCUCGGGAAAUCCAACCGGUCCGUUUAACUAUUUACUUCGGAUCAACUGCCAGCUAUCCAACGUUGUUCUCUUUAAGCCCGGGUCCACACAGGCUGCCUUGUCCUCUCCACCACCGGUCGCCCGGUUAGGCCAAGGUGGGCACCACAUCUCCAGAGCUGAGUGCCAAGGGGUGGACCGUUGACCAACCACGUCUCUGAUGAUGAGCUUCCACCGGAUGCCGAUGGCACGCCCGCCUUAGUCAAUCACAAGAAACUGAAUGCCUAGUUAGGAAUAAAUUCGUAUAGUUUGACAUAUUCUUCUUUAAUAUUAGGCUAUUCUUACAGAUAAUUCCAUGGGGAUUUACCUUGUAAAGCAUGAGUAGAUCAGCAUCUUGUUCCUAGAUAUUGGAUUAUCUUAUACUGAUAAUUCAAUGGAAGUAUUCACUGUCAUACCGUAGUAAUUGGAAUCGACUAGGAAUAAACACAAUGAUUUUUUUUUGUUACAUGAUCAGUCAGUGUGAGUUCAUUAUUGCGUGAAAUCCACGAACAUGAAUUGUUUCGUCUUCGUUUGAUUCUCCUCAGAUACACGCCUUCGUACGUCGCCGAUGUGGGCUACAGCCGGGUAAGAACUCCCUCGAUCAUCUUUAAGAUCUUUCUAGGGAGAUUCACGAUUCAUGGAAUUGUUCUGGACGACUUCGCAUGGGAGGGCUAACGAUCUGAGAAUUUGGCCGCGACGGCAGAAGCUCAGCCACCCCGGCGGCGGAAGCGCUGCCGGCUACUUGCCGGCGCAGUUCCCCCCGGCGUCGUACCCGGCGGAGCAGGCGGGUCUUCUCGUCCACGGCGCGCCGCUGCCCUACUACCCCUGGUACCACUGGCAACAGCAGGCCCAGGCCGUCGGCGUCCCCACACACGCCCUCGCCCCCGCCACCCCCACCGCCGUCGCCAAUGUCCCAGCCGUCGUCAUCUCCAAACCCCCUCCCCCGAGGCCCCCCGCCACCGGUAAGAAAAUAUCUCUAUCUAUCUAUCUAUCUAUCUGUCUAUCUUUCUCGCGAUCUGUCGAUCUGCCUAUCUAUCUAACUCUCUCUCUCUCUCUGUAUCUGUGUACCUACUCAUCUGUCUAUCUUUCUCGCGAUCUCUCUCUCUGUCGAUCUAUCCAUCUAACUCUUUCUCUAUCUCUCUCUCUCUAUAUAUUAUCCAUCUAUCUGUCUAUCUAUCUAUCUAUUUAUCUAUCUAUCUAUAUAUUUUUCUGUCUAUCUUUCUCGCGAUCUAUCUGUCGAUCUGUCUUCUAUCUAACUCUCUCUCUCUCUCUCUCUGUAUCUAUGUACCUACUUAUCUGUCUAUUUUUCUCGCGAUCUAUCUCUUUGUCGAUCUAUCUAUCUAACUCUUUCUCUCUCUCUCUCUAUAUAUAUAUCCAUCUAUCUGUCUGUCCUAUCUAUCUAUCUAUCUAUCUAUCUAUCUAUCUGUCUGUCUGUCUAUUUUUCUGUCUUUCUCGCGAUCUAUCUGUCGAUCUGUCUACCUCUCUCUCUCUCUCUCGCUAUCUAUCUAUCUAUCUAUCUCUCUCUGAAAGUUGGUGCUGCAGUGGAAGAGGUUGCGGGGUGCAGGUGA